AUGGCGAAACAGUAUCUCGCUGAUCAAAGUAUCAUUGGAUUUCUUGCGCAGCGUCUGAACGCAGUCCUCUCCGUGUUCCGCUACCUGGGAGUUCCCAUUGCCGACGAAAAGACAGUCGGCCCAACCUCCUGUCUCACCUUCCUGGGCAUCGAACUGGACUCCGUCCAGAAAGUGGCUCGUCUCCCACAGGACAAGGUUGACGACAUCCGCUCAAGACUAUUGGCCUUUCGCCAACGCCAAUCCUGCCGUCUACGGGAGCUUGAACAGCUGUUGGGCAAGCUGAACUUUGCCAGCCGCGUCAUCACGCCGGCCGAGACGCUCGCCAGCGACAUCCUGAUAGAAACUGACGCAUCUGGCGACAUCGGGCAUGGCGCAGUUUACGGCACGCAUUGGUUCGCCGACACCUGGUCACCACAACACACUCCGCUCUGCAUUACGUUCAAGGAGCUGUAUCCCAUCUGCAUUGCAUGUGCUACGUGGGGCGACCAGUGGUGUCGCAAGCGUAUCCGCUUCCAUACCGAUAACGAAGCUGUCGCCGCUGUUCUCAAGUCUGGCACCAGUCGCUGUCCUAAUGUGAUGUCACUCCUACGGCAGCUCUUCUUCAUCUGCGCCGAGGGCAACUUUAUGGUCACCGCCCGUCACAUACCUGGAACUACCAACAUCCUUGCUGACGCUCUCUCCAGGCAAGAUUUCAAGCGAUUCCAUUCGUGCCACCCUACCGCCGCUCACAUGCCCACUCCCGUGCGUGCUCUUCCGUCCAUUCCUGGGGAGACUUCGGCCGUGCCUUGCACUGCCGAGUGA
Messenger RNA from Sycon ciliatum, 801 nucleotides. RefSeq lists its product as uncharacterized. The coding region runs from base 1 to 801 and encodes 266 amino acids. The transcript is spliced from 3 exons. The record is from RefSeq and is a predicted model, not a curated record. Lineage: Eukaryota; Metazoa; Porifera; Calcarea; Leucosolenida; Sycettidae.